AUGUCGCCUCCAUCCAUCACCGUGCUGGUCACCGGAGCCAACGGGAUUCAAGGCGGUUCCUUGAUUCGGGAACUUCUCAAACUUGCACCAGCUCAUCCGGAAACCUCCCUGGCCAUCCACGCGUUGGUUCGAGACUCGAGUUCCUCUACGUCGCAGUCUCUCCAAGCCCUGGACCCUUCCAAGAUCGAGCUGUUCGAGGGCAACUUCGAGGACGUCGAAUCCAUCUCGCGUGCGGCGGCGGGCUGCACGACCGUCUUCGUCAACCCGAGUCCCGUCUUCACCGACCUCGCGGGCGAAGGUCGUCACGGCCUCAACAUCCUCUCCGCCAGCAGGGCCGCGGGCAUCAAGCACGUCGUCCUGGCCUCGGUCCACGGCCUCGACGCACGCAAGGACCUGCCCAUUCUCGAGUCCAUACCCUUUUUCGCGGCGUAUUUCAAGAACAAAAGCACCAUCGCGGACAACGUCCGCAACCCGCCUCCCGGCCCCAAAGUCCCGGAAGGGUACACGUACACCAUCCUCGAACCCUCGACGUUCCUGACCAACUACAUCCAGCCCAUGAGCCAGAUGAUGUACCCGACGCUCACGGCCGAACAGCCCAACAUGCACGUGGCCUUCUCGCCCACGCUGCGCAUGAGCCACCUCGACCCGGCCGACGUUGGCCGCUUCGCCGCCCACAGCAUCUACGCGGACCCGGACGAGUUUGAGAGGAUGUUCGCCAACAAGACCAUCCCCCUGGCCAGCGCGAACAUGACCAUCUCCGACGUCGCCGACGCCCUGACCCGUGCGGUCGGCCACAAAAAGACCGUCAGCGUGAGCUACAUGCCCAGAGAGGACGCCGAAGCGGUCAAGGCCACCAACGUCAUCGUCGCGUCGCAGCUGUUCCUGAAUGACUCUCCGUACUUGGCAGAUCUGGAAAUGGUCAGAAGCUACGGCAUCGAGUUGGGCUCCGUCGAAGACUUUUUUGAACGCGAAAAGGAGGCAGUCGCGCGCACGUUGGCGUUGUAGUACUCGAGCAGGACGACAAGGAACCCCAAGACGAACACUAGUUGCGUGUCGUAGGGCUUCUUUGAUCAGUAACAAGGCAUCCCGAGGUCAUUGAUAUUCAUCAUUCAGUCCCAUGAUCAAUAUUAUGGAACUCUCUCCAAGGGCCAUGCGUCCGUUCUUAUGGUUAAU
Exophiala oligosperma is the source of this 1173-nucleotide messenger RNA. RefSeq lists its product as uncharacterized. The coding region runs from base 1 to 1005 and encodes 334 amino acids. The record is from RefSeq and is a predicted model, not a curated record. Lineage: Eukaryota; Fungi; Ascomycota; Eurotiomycetes; Chaetothyriales; Herpotrichiellaceae. The transcript has a single exon.